Molecule: messenger RNA, 1085 nt
Organism: Bradysia coprophila
Lineage: Eukaryota; Metazoa; Arthropoda; Insecta; Diptera; Sciaridae
Product: hydroxyacyl-coenzyme A dehydrogenase, mitochondrial-like
Biological process (GO): fatty acid beta-oxidation
Cellular component (GO): mitochondrion
Molecular function (GO): NAD+ binding; (3S)-3-hydroxyacyl-CoA dehydrogenase (NAD+) activity
Source: RefSeq, a predicted model, not a curated record
UACGAUUAUACUUUUUUGAGUGAAGUUGUGCUAUAUAAAAUUAACCUACGAGCUACAAAGACCGCUGUUUAUUCACUAAAGUUCUUCCGAUUGGAAUCAUUUAAAAGUUGGCAGUGCUAUAAUUGUAAAAUGGCUUCAGCAAUUCGUAUGUUCACCAGGAACAUGGCAUCAAAAGUUGAUAGCAUUAAACAUGUUACGGUCAUUGGAGGAGGACUUAUGGGCAGCGGAAUUGCUCAGGUUGCUGCAACGUCCGGUUACAAUGUAACUCUUGUCGAAGUCAAUGGCGGAUUGCUGGAGAAUGCCCAGAAAAAUAUUAAGAAAAGUCUGGAAAGAGUCGCCAAGAAGCAAUUCAAAGACAAUGAUGCCGGCCAAAAGAAAUUUGUGGAAGAAGUGUCGCAACGGAUCAGCGGAAGUGUGGACGUCAAAAGUACAAUCAAAUCGACCGAUUUAGUCAUUGAGGCAAUCAUUGAAAAUAUCAAGAUAAAACACGAACUGUUUUCGUCCAUCGACUCCCUGGCCCCCGCUCACACUAUUUUCGCAUCGAAUACAUCGUCACUAUCCAUUACCGAAAUAGCAUCUGUUACGCAGCGAAAGGAUCGUUUCGGUGGAUUGCAUUUCUUCAAUCCAGUACCGGUGAUGAAACUGUUGGAAAUUAUUCGCACCGCUGAUACAUCCGAUCAAACGUACAAUGCAAUGAAAAGUUUCGGUGAAUCGAUUGGAAAGGCAUGCAUUACUUGCAAGGAUACACCUGGCUUUGUUGUCAAUCGCCUGCUUGUGCCGUACAUGGCGGAAGCGGUUAGACUAUUGGAACGCGGAGACGCAACUGCUAGAGAUAUCGAUACUGCGAUGAAAUUGGGUGCUGGUUACCCAAUGGGUCCGUUGGAACUGGCUGAUUAUGUUGGCUUAGAUACUACGCACCACAUUAUGAAGGGAUGGAAUGAGAAAUUCCCGGAUGAACCAUUGUUCAAGGUCAAUCCUCUUGUGGAGAAACUCGUUUCCGAAGGCAAAUAUGGUGUAAAGACUGGCGAAGGAUUCUACAAAUACAACAAAUGAAUUUGAAUGCAAUAAAGUUUUGUUACAAUAAU